CCUCAUUAAUGACGCUGCGGCUCCGCCUCUCCCGGAGGAUCAUAAAAAGAGAGCAGCGGAGUGUCCCCACUAGAAGGUAGAUGUGCUCGCAACAAUGAAUAGCAACGUUUUGCUAAUGCCUGAACGCGGCAACUGCUCACUGACUCCGGCUGCUCUCUGUUUACAACCGGUUUGGGAUCAGGUGCGCGGCAUGGAGAGCUGGAUCAAGUCGCCCUUCUUCCCCGUGAGCUUUUCCUUGGGAGUCUACCUCGCUUUCUGUCUGCCUUUCGUCGUCCUGGAUUUCCUGGCUCCAAGGGUCGCCUUCCUGCAGAAAUAUAAGAUCCAGGCGCAGAACAAUCCAAAUGUGAAGAUGAUGGCAAACUGCCUGGCACAGACCCUGUACAACCACAUUCUGUACAUCUUCCCGCUGUCGGUGGCGCACUGGUACUGGCGCCCGGUGGACUUCCCGCUCGCUGCGCCUGAGCUGCCCAAGGUGCUUUUGGACGUUGCUGCCUGCCUCCUUAUUUUCGACUUCCAGUACUUCGUCUGGCAUCUCCUCCAUCACAAGGUGCCCUGGCUCUACCGAACAUUCCACAAAGUUCACCACAAGUAUACGGCCAGCAUCGCUCUUAGAAACUACCAGUCGGGUGCCUGGGAGACCCUCUCGCUGGCAUUCAUCACUGCUCUCAGCCCUGCCAUCCUGAACUGCCAUCCUCUCACCAGCUACCUCUUCUUUAUCGUCAAUAUCUGGCUGUCGAUAGAGGACCACUCGGGCUACGAUUUCCCCUGGUCCACGCACAGGCUGGUGCCCUUUGGACUGUACGGAGGGGCUCCUCACCAUGAUCUACAUCACAUGAAGUUCAAAACCAACUAUGCUCCCUACUUCACGCACUGGGACAGGCUCCUGGGAACCUAUUCCACACUACAUAAAAAGUCCCACUGAUUUAUUUCGAACUAACUUGGUGAAGAUAUUUUAAGAGAUUAAUUUAUGUAUCAUAGACUCUUAAAUUUAUUGAGGAGCAUCACUGUGAU
Hypanus sabinus (Atlantic stingray) is the source of this 1011-nucleotide messenger RNA. Its product is annotated as cholesterol 25-hydroxylase-like protein. Gene Ontology annotation, molecular function: C-4 methylsterol oxidase activity; steroid hydroxylase activity; iron ion binding. The record is from RefSeq and is a predicted model, not a curated record. Lineage: Eukaryota; Metazoa; Chordata; Chondrichthyes; Myliobatiformes; Dasyatidae. Gene Ontology annotation, biological process: cholesterol metabolic process; sterol biosynthetic process. The transcript has 2 exons. The coding region runs from base 95 to 922 and encodes 275 amino acids.